Molecule: messenger RNA, 814 nt
Organism: Lutzomyia longipalpis
Lineage: Eukaryota; Metazoa; Arthropoda; Insecta; Diptera; Psychodidae
Gene: EMC4
Product: ER membrane protein complex subunit 4
Exons: 2
Coding region: 136-654 (172 amino acids)
Biological process (GO): protein folding in endoplasmic reticulum
Cellular component (GO): EMC complex
Source: RefSeq, a predicted model, not a curated record
ACACGAAUGUUUCAUCGGGCAAUGAACUAAAAGAUUCUGACACAUCAAUUGAAAAUUUUUCUUACGUGUUUUCCUCGUGAAAAAUUGCCUUUUCCUCCUACUUAUUGACCAAAAUUCAACCAAAAGGACAUCAGAAUGUCCUCAAAGAGUGCCAGUAAAAAGUUCAAGUGGUCCCUUGACUACACAUCGAGAUCCGUGGCAAGGAAUGCGGAUAUUGCUUCGCCACCGGGGUACAAUCCAACAGUGGGGCAGAGUCACAGCGAAGUGGCCAAGGAUACGGAUCAGAAUCAUUUAAUUAUGAAGAAAUCAUGGGAUAUUGCAUUGGGGCCCAUUAAGCAGGUCCCUAUGAAUCUGCUGAUUAUGUACAUGUCGGGAAAUUCAAUUUCCAUCUUCCCCAUCAUGAUGGUGGGUAUGAUGCUCAUACGACCCAUUAAGGCGCUCUUCUCCACGGGGGCUACAUUCAAAGUGAUUGAGGGAACGGCUGUGGCAGGUCAGAAGUUUGUCUUUCUCCUCGGGAAUCUCGUCAAUAUGGGUUUAGCAUUGUACAAAUGUCACAGUAUGGGUCUCUUGCCCACUCAUGCAUCCGACUGGCUGGCCUUUGUGGAGCCCCAGUCACGUCUCGAAUUUUCCGGAGGUGGAUUGUCGUUCCAGUAAUGCGACAAUUUAAUUUUAAAAAUUAAACAAACAAAAAAACUUCUACUAGGCAAAAAUUUAUCCACAGAGUAUAAUAUUCGGUACAAUUUCUCCCCUCAAAUGUAAAGCAUUGUGAAGAAAAAAAAAGAAAAUAAACGAUGGGAUUUCCGUGAAGAAAGAG